CUCCGACGUUACCACCUGUUAUAUUAUUCUUCCCUUCCGACCGAGCGCCUCGUUUUCGUUAUCUUUCGUUCUACGUAACGCUGGCCUUGCCUUGAUCGACCAACGAUCGACCAUCAUCACUCCGUCAUCCGUUCGUUCUACUCCUCGCGGAACGACGUCCUGGAAGUUGCUUUUUCGAGUGAAAAAGUGCUUCGUAUCUCUUUUCCACCGUUUCGUCUCUCUCUUUCUCUCUCUCUCUUUCUUUCUCUUUCGCGCGCGCUGCAACGAACUAAGCAUUUAACAUCAUCGUUUCACGUGAUCCAACGGAACGGAGAUAUUUCGUUCGAGGGAAGAUUCCUUUGGCCAAUUUACAAGAUACACUCGUUCCCAGUUUUUCAACACAAUGAUGUUGAUGAGCGUGCUAGUGUCUCUAUUGUUCGUCGUUAUGGCUAAAUGUCAUCCCAUAUCCUACAACACAUACGACGAAAGAGAAUUGUCACGGGAUCAUCCACCACUCUUACUUCUCGUUGAUCACCGAAUUCCGGAUUUAGAGAAUGAAAUGUUCGACUCGGGAAACGAUCCAGGAUCAACAGUAGUCCGAACGAAACGUCUUGAAUCAAAACGUAUCGGAUCAUUGUCGAUCGUGAAUUCUAUGGAUGUGUUACGACAAAGAGUUCUUCUUGAACUUGCUAGACGUAAAGCGUUACAGGAUCAAGCUCAAAUCGACGCCAAUCGUCGUCUUUUGGAGACGAUUGGAAAAAGAUCGUUACCUCUUUACGGCGGAAACAUGUCUAAAACCGGCGAUUCAAGAUUGAAAAACGAAUUUGAAUACAUACUCGAGCAACAAGGAAAAAAUCAUGAUCGAAACGUGGCACCGGAAAGAAUUUCCGAAAGACUGCAGGAUUGGCUUCAUAACGAUGAUUCGGCAUUUCGAGAAAGACAGGAUGAUCAAACGCGAAGGGCGCAAACAAAUGAGCUACGUUUACUGUAAUCGACACUCAAGGAGAACACUCACAAUCAAUUUUCGCUAUAUUACGAUUUUUUAUCUAAAGCUAAUGAAUUGCAUAUAGUUUAUCUAUUAUUCGUCAUAUUUCUCAGGUUAUAUAUAUAUAUAUUAUAUAUAUAUAUAUGUAUACAAACAUGUAUUUAUACAUUUUGUGGCGUGCAAAAUUCAUUAUUUAAUACGUAUUUCAUUCAUGAAUUAUAUGCAAAUUAUUCAUGUCAAGCAUAAAAUAAAUAUUAGUAUUCGCGCAUGAUAUAUUCGUAGAAAGCAAAAAAUUUAAGAAAUAGAAUGUAACAGUAUUUAUUUUCUUAUUUUCGUUUUAAUUUUAAUAAUCAUUUUAAUCGUAACUAGUUUAAUUUUGUAGCAUCCAGAAAGGGAAGAAAGUAGAAAUAAUAAUGAAAAAUAUAAAGUAAUUUUUCUUAUUGAUAUUUGAAAUUUAAUGUUAUAAUUUGAACUUAAACAUUUUAUUUUUUUCUAUUUCUUCCUUUUCAAUAGCGCAAAAAUAUGUAUAUGAAACAAAACAGUAUUAUGCGUUGUGAUCCCACAAAGUCUGCCCAAUCCAACAAUCUACAUAGAAGACAUUUUAUAUCCAAUAUUGGAUAUAAUUUAAUGUAAAUGUUUUUUCACAUUAGAGUUAAGUUUUAUGAACACAAUGAUAGAAAUAUUAUAAACUAUUUUAUUAUAAAUAAUAAUUUAAAAACGUAAAUAUUGUAACUUUUAAUUGAAAUUAACUAUGGAAAAAGAUUAUAAAAUUGUAUUUAUCUAUUGUACAGUAAAAUUUUUUGAAUCAUGCAA
Molecule: messenger RNA, 1777 nt
Organism: Apis dorsata (giant honeybee)
Lineage: Eukaryota; Metazoa; Arthropoda; Insecta; Hymenoptera; Apidae
Gene: Dh44
Product: diuretic hormone 44
Exons: 4
Coding region: 383-970 (195 amino acids)
Cellular component (GO): extracellular region
Molecular function (GO): hormone activity
Source: RefSeq, a predicted model, not a curated record